AUGGCAUCAGAGAGGGGUGGGGUCUGCGUCAAUGGCGUCAUCAGGAUUUCUGUGGCUAGGGACGCAGACCACGACGAGAAGAUAAAGGGACAGGGGGGCCGGAGAACGAGGCGGUGUCACGUGCUGACGCGAGCAGGGUACAUAAAUUGCUCGGGUGGCUAACAGUGCAAAAUUCCGGUGUGGUGAGGCAGCUGGCGGUGACGCGAUGGUCACAUGACGGUACGCAGCGGGUGAAUUAUUAAUCCUCCGCUUGACGAACGGUGCCUCCCUCUGCUUGAUGGAUCAUCAAAGAGGGUUCGGGGAAUAAUAGUUGAGGAUAGCGGUCUGACGAAAGGGUGGUUUUUGGAGUCAUUAGAGUGUGAGGAUCAUCAAGAUUUGCAACUUACGAUUAGGGUUGAGUUCCUCGAUGGGAAAUGAUCUUGACUUCUUCGGGGCUAAACUCUGA
Spirodela intermedia is the source of this 445-nucleotide messenger RNA. The record is from the annotation of a GenBank genome assembly. Lineage: Eukaryota; Viridiplantae; Streptophyta; Magnoliopsida; Alismatales; Araceae.